UAGAACUUAUCUUACAUGAAAACUAUUUAUGUCAAUCGUGACGUGGCAACCAACCGCGUACACCAGAAGCAUCCAUUCAAACGUCAAUCUGAAAAAGGAAUCCUAAAACAACCACAACUCACAAGCAGGCCUUGGCUUAGACCCCAAGCCACCGCCUAUAUAUACAUACAUUAUACACACAAACCUCAAAUUCAGUUUCCAAAGAAGAAGAAGAAGACGGAGAUGGGAGGAGGAACGGAAGCUUUUCCAGAGCUAGGACGACACUGCGAGCAUCCAGAUUGCAAUCAACUUGAUUUUCUUCCUUUCGAUUGCGACGGAUGUCACCAGCUGUUCUGUUUGGAACACAGAUCGUACAAAUCUCACGGCUGCGCCAAAUCUGACUUCAACAGUAGAAAGGUCGUCGUGUGCGAGAUCUGCUCGACUGCAAUCGAAACGACCGGCUUUGCCGGAGAAGACGAGAGGUCGAUUUUGAUGAAUCAUGAGAGGUCUAAGGAUUGUGAUCCUAGAAAGAAGAAGAAGCCGACUUGUCCUGUAAGGCGGUGCAGGGAGAAACUCACCUUCUCAAAUACCGCGACCUGCAAAACGUGCGAAUUGAAGGUGUGUUUGAAGCACAGAUUCCCGGCGGACCAUGAGUGCAAACCAUCGGCUUCGACUUCGACUGCUUUGGCGGUGAAUGGUUUGGUUAACAGGUUUUGGGUUGCUUUGGGUGCAAGGAAUGCUACCGAUUGUGCUAAGGAGGAUCCGCAGCCUUCUUCUUCAUCAAGAAGAAAUCCGUUUGUUAAAGGAUAUUGAGUUUUCAAUGAUAUAUUACCAAUGUAUUUGUAUUUCCCUUAAAUUACGCUGUUUUCUUUCCAUAAAUUCUCGAAUUGAAAACUUUUAAGAACAAAAAUGGGCUGUUAAAAGUUGUCUAUCCUAUCUUGGAAGUUCUGAGGUUCAGAGAGCACACAAAUU
Molecule: messenger RNA, 951 nt
Organism: Tripterygium wilfordii
Lineage: Eukaryota; Viridiplantae; Streptophyta; Magnoliopsida; Celastrales; Celastraceae
Product: zinc finger AN1 domain-containing stress-associated protein 12
Exons: 1
Coding region: 16-792 (258 amino acids)
Cellular component (GO): cytoplasm
Molecular function (GO): zinc ion binding
Source: RefSeq, a predicted model, not a curated record